AUGGCCGCCGUUUUGGCUGGCAGUGUUACGGCGCAAGCACCCAACGACACCUAUGAAUCUAAUCCCUCGAUCUACUACCCUCGGCCCACUGAGGGAUACUUUCCUUCUCCUCGUGGUGCUGGGCUCGGCAAUUGGUCAGCCGCGUAUGACUCCGCUCGUGCCAUGGUUCAGCAAUUGAACCUUCUUGAGAAGGUCAACAUCACUACUGGUACUGGAUGGGAGUAUGGUCCAUGUGUUGGUAACACCGGUGCCGUUCCCCGAAUGGGUAUCCCUUCUCUCUGUCUCCAGGACUCUCCUUUGGGCGUUCGCAACGCCGACUACGUCUCCGCCUUCCCCGCCGGUAUGACCGCCGCAAUGACCUGGGACCGUACUCUCAUGCGUCUCCGCGGAGAAGCUAUGGGCGCCGAACACCACGGCAAAGGCGUCCACGUCCAACUCGGUCCCGUCGCAGGCCCUCUCGGCCGAAACGCCGCCGGCGGCCGAAACUGGGAAGGGUUUUCCGUGGAUCCAUAUUUGACUGGUGCGGCGAUGUACGAGACCAUUAUCGGUAUCCAGAGUCAGGGCGUUAUUGCGUGUGCGAAGCAUUUUAUUGGAAAUGAGCAGGAGCAUUUUAGGCAGAUGGGGGAGUCGAAUGGGUAUCACACCCACAAAAACGUGACCGAUUCGAUUUCGGCGAAUAUUGAUGAUCAGACGAUGCAUGAGCUCUACCUCUGGCCUUUUGCGGAGGCUGUGAGGGCUGAUGUGGGUUCAUUCAUGUGUUCGUACAAUCAGGUCAACAACUCGUAUGCUUGCCAGAAUGCGCACCUCCUGAAUGGAUUGUUGAAGGAUGAGCUCGCGUUCCAGGGAUUCGUUAUGACUGAUUGGGGAGCACACCACUCUGGUGUUGAGUCUGCCCUCGCUGGACUCGAUAUGUCUAUGCCUGGAGACCAGGCUUUUGGUGAUGGAUUGUCGUUCUGGGGAGGAAACUUGACCGAGGCUGUCAUGAACGGAUCCGUACCCAUAUGGCGUAUGGACGAUAUGGUCACCCGUAUCCUCGCUGCGUGGUACUUCAUGGGUCAAGACGACGACUACCCCGAGACGAACUUCAAUGCUUGGACGCUGACUACGGAGGGCUAUGAGUUCCCUCCCACCAAGCAAGGCUGGGAGAAGGUGAACGAGCAUGUCAAUGUCAUGGCUGAUCACUACAAGGUUAUUCGCCAAAUUGGAGCCGAGGCAAAUGUGUUGUUGAAGAACGUGAAUUGCACGUUGCCAUUUAACCCCUCCAAGCCGUUGGCUCAGAUCGGGAUUUUUGGAUCGGACGCCGGGCCGGGGAUGUAUGGUCCUAACGCUUGCUCUGACCGUGGGUGCGAUAAUGGAACGCUCGCUAUGGGAUGGGGAUCUGGGUCCGAUAACUUCCCAUACCUUAUCACUCCCCUCGAGGCGAUCCAGGAGCGUGCGGUUCAGGAUGCGACCGUCGUUCAGUGGGUCAUUGAUGAUUACGCUUACGCUCAGAUCAACUCUACCAUUGCACAAGUCCAGGACGCUCCUUCCGGUGCUUGUUUGGUAUUUGCGAAUGCUGAUUCGGGUGAGGGAUACAUCUCCGUUGACGGGAACGAGGGUGACAGGAAUAACUUGACGUUGUGGCAUGCUGGGGAUAAGCUCAUCCAGACCGUUGCUGACCAGUGCGAGAACACGAUCGUUGUUAUCCACGGUGUUGGUGCCGUUGAUAUGGAGUCCUGGAUCGAGCAUGAGAACGUCACUGCUGUCAUUUUCGCUGGUCUCCCUGGUCAAGAAUCCGGAAACUCUCUCGUUGACACCCUCUGGGGUGUCAUCAACCCCUCUGGUCGUCUCCCCUUCUCCAUCGCCAAGAAUUAUGAGGAUUACGGCACGGAUGUCAUGUACGAGCCCAACUUCCCCGUCCCGCAAGACAACUUUACCGAGUGUAACCUCAUCGACUACCGUCGUUUCUUGACGCUGAAUGUCACACCUCGUUACUGGUUCGGUGAGGGAAUGUCGUACACUACAUUCGAGUACUCGGAGUUCAAUGUUGCGAACAUUCUCAACACUACUUACGCUCCUCGUCCGGCUACUCCCACGCUCGCGUUCUUGGAUGAGAGCAUCCCGGCUAGGUCGGAGUUGUACAUGCCUACCUCCGUCUCUAGCGUCAGUGGGUUCAUUUACCCUUACCUUCCUUCUCCUACCGCUCAGGCUUCCUCGAACGCUGCCUGGUCCAACUCUACCUGGAACGAGGCCGCGGCCACCACCUCCUCCUCCGCUCCCGCCUUGAACUCCGGUGAAGGCAUGAACAACUUUUCCACUUUUCCCUACUCCGAAGACGGCGGCGGCGUCGGAGGUAACCCUUCCCUUUAUGACGUCCUCUACAACGUCACUUUCACCGUCACCAACACCGGUCCCCUCUACGGUGGUAUCGUCCCUCAAGUCUACUACACCUUCGACAAUGACGACCAGACCUUCUUGCGUGGGUUCGACAAGAUCUUCCUGGAGCCUGGAGAGAGUAAGGAGGUUAGGAUUCAUCUAACGAGGAAGGAUGUGAGCAGGUAUCACGGUGGGUGGGUCCAGCAGAGUGGCGUUGUCAGUUUGAGGAACCAUGCUGGGGAUAAAUCGAAGUUUACUGAGUGGAUUACUGGUGGUGUCUAA
Molecule: messenger RNA, 2637 nt
Organism: Saitoella complicata NRRL Y-17804
Lineage: Eukaryota; Fungi; Ascomycota; Saitoellomycetes; Saitoellales; Saitoellaceae
Product: beta-glucosidase 1 precursor
Exons: 3
Coding region: 1-2637 (878 amino acids)
Biological process (GO): glucan catabolic process
Molecular function (GO): beta-glucosidase activity
Source: RefSeq, a predicted model, not a curated record